This is a messenger RNA of Spea bombifrons (plains spadefoot toad), 2956 nucleotides long. It is a transcript of the gene EXOC5, whose product is annotated as exocyst complex component 5. Bases 173 to 2299 code for a protein of 708 amino acids. The record is from RefSeq and is a predicted model, not a curated record. Gene Ontology annotation, biological process: exocytosis; Golgi to plasma membrane transport. Lineage: Eukaryota; Metazoa; Chordata; Amphibia; Anura; Pelobatidae. The transcript is spliced from 17 exons. Gene Ontology annotation, cellular component: cytoplasm; exocyst.
ACUGUUCCCGGUGACAAUGGCAGCGCUCUGAUUCCGGACUGUCAGCUCUGCAGCUACAUGGCCUCCGUCCUCGGUUUGACAGGUAGCCGGUGCAGUGCGGGUUGACGUGCCUGGGUAUCACCGAUUCACGACCGUUCCUCUGUCCAUUGCUCGGUGCCGCCCACCCGACAGAAUGGCUGCUACGGCGGAACUUUUCGAGGAGCCGUUUGUUGCCGAUGAAUAUAUUGAGAGGCUGGCUUGGAGAACGCCAGGCGGUGGAUCCAGAGGAGGGGCGGAAUCAUUUGAUCCAAAAAGGUUGUUGGAAGAGUUUGUAAAUCACAUUGAAGAGCUGAAGUUGAUGGAUGAACGAAUUCAGAGAAAAGUUGAAAAAUUAGAGCAUCAGUGCCAGAAAGAAGCAAAGGAGUUUGCCAAAAAAGUGCAGGAACUACAGAAAAGCAACCAGGUUGCUUUCCAGCAUUUCCAAGAGCUGGAUGAACACAUCAGCUAUGUAGCCACUAAGGUGUGCCAUCUUGGUGACCAGCUGGAGGGAGUAAACACACCGCGCCAACGUGCCGUGGAAGCUCAGAAGCUGAUGACCUAUUUUAAUGAAUUUCUAGACGGGAACUUACAAUCUGAUGUUUUUAUCAAUCCUGAAAAGAUAAAAGAAGCAGCUGAUAUAAUUCAGAAAUUGCAUCUCAUUGCACAGGAGCUGCCAUUUGACCGGUUUGCAGAAGUGAAAUCAAAAAUUGCAAGUAAAUAUCACGAUUUGGAGCAUCAGUUAAUACAGGAGUUCACAGGUGCGCAGAGGAGGGGAGAAAUCUCUCGUAUGAGAGAAGUGGCAGCUGUUUUACUUCACUUCAAGGGCUAUUCCCAUUGUGUGGAUGUGUACAUUAAUCAGUGUCGGGAGGGUGCAUACUUAAAGGGAGAUAUCUUUGAAAAUGCUGCUUUGUUAUGCCAACGCGUGAAUAAAGAAGUCGGUGAUGUUUUUAGCAACCCAGAAAUCGUCCUCGCCAAACUUAUUCAAAACAUUUUUGAAGCUGAGAUUCAGAGCUUUGUCAAAGACCAAUUGGAAGAAUGUAGAAAAUCAGAUGCAGAACAAUAUCUAAAGAAUCUUUAUGAUCUGUACACAAGAACUACCAGUCUGUCUAGUAAACUGAUGGAGUUCAAUCUGGGAACCGAUAAGCAGACAUUCUUAUCGAAGUUGAUAAAGUCCAUAUUUAUCAGUUACUUGGAGAACUACAUCGACGUAGAGACUGCUUACUUGAGAAGUAGGAGUUCAGCGAUAUUACAGCGGUAUUACGAUUCUAAGAACCACCAGAAGAGGUCGAUCGGAACCGGAGGAAUUCAAGACCUUAAGGAAAGGAUAAGGCAGCGUACAAACCUGCCUUUAGGACCUAGUAUUGAAACACACGGAGAGACGUUUUUGUCGCAAGACGUCGUGGUGAACUUACUGCAAGAAACCAAGCAUGCCUUUGAAAGAUGUCAUAAACUUUCAGAUCCUUCUGAUCUCCCGAAGAACGCAUUUCGAAUAUUUUCCAUUCUAGUGGAUUAUUUAUGCAUUGAACAUAUUGAUUAUGCCUUGGAAAUAGGACUAGUGGCAAUUCCUUCUCCAGAUUCAAGGAAUGCCAGCUUAUAUUUCUUUGAUGUUGUACAUCAGGCCAACACCAUUUUCCAUUUAUUUGAUAAACAAUUCAAUGAUCAUCUCAUGCCUUUAAUUAGCUCAUCUCCAAAGCUUACAGAGUGUCUUCAAAAGAAAAAAGAUAUAAUAGAACAAAUGGAGGUGAAACUAGAUAAUGGUAUAGACCGGACUCUAAAUUGUAUGAUUGGGCAGAUGAAACAAAUCUUAGCUGCAGAACAAAAAAAGACAGAUUUCAAACCAGAAGAUGAAAAUAAUGUAUUAAUUCAGUAUACUACUGCUUGUGCAAAGGUUUGCAUUUAUGUCCGGAAGCAAGUGGAAAAAAUUAGAAAUUCCAUGGAUGGGAAGAAUGUUGAUGCCGUGCUUAUGGAACUGGGAGUGCGAUUCCACCGUCUCAUAUAUGAGCAUCUGCAGCAAUUUUCCUACAGCUCGAUGGGGGGGAUGCUGGCAAUCUGUGAUGUUGCAGAAUACAGGAAAUGUGCCAAGGACUUCAAGAUUGCACUUGUGCUGCAGCUUUUUGAUGCUCUGCACUCCCUUUGCAACCUAUUGGUUGUCGCUCCAGACAAUUUAAAGCAGGUUUGCUCAGGUGAACAACUUGCUAACCUAGACAAGAACAUCCUGCAUUCCUUUGUACAACUGCGAGCUGACUACAGAUCUUCACGCCUUGCCCGGCACUUUAGCUAAGAUCUCGACUUUGAGAGGAGCUACGUCACCCCGAAGCCAAGUCUUGGCUGGGAGAAAGAAAGCACAGAAUGUCACUCCUUAGUACGUAGAGGUGGAUUUCUUUUUGUAGAGGACCGUGAAAAAUGUGGCAGGCCAUAUUUAACCAACUACAAUUCCUGCUUCUCUGUCCGCGAAAGAGCUUAAGCUAGUUCGAUCCCCUCAAUCGCCCGUUAUAUGGAAGCUAAGAAGGUUCUUCCUUUUACUCCUCAUUUAUUCCUGGUAGACGUGAUCAACACGGGGACAUACUUAUUUGCUGCUUUGUUAACUUCUAAAGUAACAUUACUGCUUUUAUAAACACUAUAAAAAAACUAUGAUUGUUUUUAUUGUAAGUUGUAAGAAAAUGGUGUGUGGUACAGAUCUGUAGUAAGAGACAUAAGCUUAUUUUCAUGGCCAUAUGCCCCCCCCCACCAAAGGGAAAUUGUAUGUAGGAAAGUUAGUUCAGCACUUAGGCAGAACUUUUUCGUUUCUUUAACAGUCCCUUGUUCUUGUUUAACUAGCUUUUUGGUUUAAUUACUUUAAGGCUGAUGGGUUAUAUUUAAAGCAUCACCCCAGUGUUUAGUACAAUGUCCGAACAUCUCUCAAACACAAAAGUGAAUCCUGCUCAGAUCUGGCAAGCUC